CUCUAAAAUCUGGGGCUUUCCGUCGGACCAGGAAAAAAUACGCCAUCCCACAGCGGUUAAAACGUGUUUAUAGCCUUUCAUUAGUUCAGUCAUUUUCUUAAAGUCUUCAGUAGAUCGAGACAGCGCACACGCACCUGUGGAAUGGAAAAUCAGCACAACGAGGCGCUCCUGGAGCGCUCAGCCAGCUCCGAUACCGUGACUCAACCAAGAAACUCCAAUGCCAAGGCAUUCAAGGUGGCAGGCCUGACUGUGCUGGCCUGCCUCUUGCUGGCCGGGCAGGCCAUUACUGCCUACUUCGUCCUGGGCCAGAGAGAGCACAUCAGCGCCCUGGAGAGAGGGCAGGAGAACAUGAAGAAGGAGCUCACCCGCCGGGUGUCAGCUGCUCCUAAAAUGAUGCAUGUGCCCAUGAACAGUAUGCCACUGUUGAAAAGCCUGACAGAUGAUGACAGCGUCCCCAAAGGGACAGUGCCUCUCUCGAAAGUGCAAUCAACCAGCUUCCAGAGGGAGGGAAGUGGCCUCGUUUAUGGUUCCAGACUGACUCCCAAGAGGAUGCAGGUCCCCAUGAGGAACCUGCCCCUAGAAACCUACAUCAUGGAGGACAAGGUGGAGGAAGAGAACAGUGAAGUUCCCAUGCUGGAGGUGGAGGGCAAGUGUAAGCUGAUGGCUCAGAAGGGCGUGAAGCCCGGCUUCUACGCCCCCCAGUGCGAUGAACAGGGCAACUACCGGCCCCUGCAGUGCUGGCACAGCACCGGGUACUGCUGGUGCGUCGACAAGGAUGGCAACGAGAUCCCCGGAACCCUGAGUCGCGAAACGAGGGACUGCGGAGGCGUCAAUUAAAGUCAGCAGAGUGGAAGAUGAAAAGUUCUCUUUCUUAAAUGAUGAAUAAAGACUCCAAUAAAGAGACUCCACAUGAAAAUGAUCCUACUGACCUCCCUGUCUUUUCCUCUACCUGUCUCCCUGAUUGGUCCUGAUCAAGGUGAUUAUAAAUUGUGAUUAUAGCAAAUAAAUUCAGUUAGCAUCUCAUUCUGUUUGUUCUGUUUAAGAGAGACAACUAACACUGUUACACAUACACACACACACACACACACAGAGCUUCUGUGCCUGUUUUAUAUUCUAUUCUAUGAGUAAACUAUUGCUAUAAUAAUAAGGAAAUAUAUCUAUUUUCUAUCUAAGUAUAAGCCUCUUUUAGAGAUGGCAGUAGACUGUUAGUGUUGUGAAUGCAUUUAACAGAAUGUACUGUACAUAAGAGCUCUGAAUAAAUGAUGCCUUUCUACACCA
Molecule: messenger RNA, 1278 nt
Organism: Electrophorus electricus (electric eel)
Lineage: Eukaryota; Metazoa; Chordata; Actinopteri; Gymnotiformes; Gymnotidae
Source: RefSeq, a predicted model, not a curated record